Molecule: messenger RNA, 737 nt
Organism: Metopolophium dirhodum (rose-grain aphid)
Lineage: Eukaryota; Metazoa; Arthropoda; Insecta; Hemiptera; Aphididae
Exons: 2
Coding region: 243-548 (101 amino acids)
Source: RefSeq, a predicted model, not a curated record
AAAUGUCGGAAAAAUAGUAAAUCAUCAUAAAAAUAGAUAAUUUGGGAAUCUUUGUGUACUUACUCGCUUCAAUUGAACGGUAUAAAACUGAGCACGCAGUAGCCAGUAAUUAUAUUCAUUACUAUUAACAGUACAUAUUAUGGUUUUUUAAUACUAUUAUCUAGGUACUAAAUUAAUUAUCUACUAAUUUUUAUUUAAAAUAAAACAGUUUAAGUAUCUAUUACUCAAAACAAAUAAGUGAAAUGUAUCUCAUAAAUAAUCCCGGAUUAAUUUUUUUAAUUUUAUUUACGUUGGCGUAUGUGAAUUGCGAUGAUACUCCCGGACCGUAUAAUUCUCACGAUGACAGUAAACACAAAAAAUGCAAGAUUCCCUGGGUUAAGGCUACUGAUGGAAAUGGCAAUGUCGCUACUUGCAAACUUAAGUGUCAAACGAAAUGCAGAUAUUAUCAACAAACGGACCAAUGGCGUUGUAGAUCAUCUAGUACAGGUUUAACCAAAAAAUGCGAAUGUUGUAGAGAUAAUAUUCCUCCUCCUAGUCCACCUUCAUGAGAAAAUGCACCUGCAUAUCUGCUACGCAUGGCUGAAUACCGAAUUUGAAAUACAAACCAAAAAUAGUAUGCACUGUACCAAAAAAGGAAAUAUUCAACUCAAUCGAUCGUCAUGUACUCAUAUUUUGUAAUAAUAUUAUAUAAUUUGUAUUAGUUGAAAUUAAAUAAACACGAAUAAUAAUACUCAAUA